This is a messenger RNA of Haemonchus placei, 864 nucleotides long. The record is from the annotation of a GenBank genome assembly. Lineage: Eukaryota; Metazoa; Nematoda; Chromadorea; Rhabditida; Trichostrongylidae.
AUGUUUGGAUCAAGCUCCUCAUUUGGAGCGAAACCGUCAAUUUUUGGUAGCACAACAACUACCACCACAACCACUAACCCUAAUGCGGAAGAUAUUGCCGUGAGUGGUCCAAUCAACAUUCCCAAUCGAAAGACAGUCUAUCAACGCAGUAUUAAGGUCGAAGGAUCACCAGAUGAUACAGUCCAAGUGCUCCGGUUUAGCCCGAAUCCAAACGAAAAACCCUUGUUAGCGGCUGGAAGUUGGGAUGGUGUCGUUCGAGUGUGGAUGGUAAACGAUAAUGGGCAAUGUGAGGGAAAGGCGCAGCAAAAUAUCCCAGCUCCAAUACUUGAUCUAUCGUGGACAGAUGAUGGUACAAAGAUAUUCAUAGCAGCUGGCGACAAGGAGGUUCGGUUGUGGGAUCUCGCUUCCAAUCAAGUCGCUGUCGUUGGAACGCAUGACGGCCCUGUGAAGACCUGUCAUUGGAUUAAAGGCAACAAUUAUUCUUGCUUAAUGACUGGAUCAUGGGACAAGACCUUACGGUUUUGGGAUAUGAGGCAGUUACCGACACAGUCUUCGCUCGCUAAUAUAACGCUGCCAGAACGGGUGUACUGCGCUGAUGUGUUGUACCCCAUGGCCGCUGUUGGUUUAGCAAAUCGCCACAUAAAGGUGUACAAUCUGGAAAACGGACCACAAGAAGUGAAAAAUAUAGAAAGCCAGUUGAAAUUCCAGCACCGGUGCGUGUCUAUUUUCAAGGACAAAACUAAUUCAAUGCCUUGUGGUUUUGCCGUAGGAUCUAUAGAAGGUCAGUUUUUUUUUCUACAUGAAGGGAAACAGAAGAAUACAGUAAAAAAUACCGUGUUCUAUCACUGGGAUGAUGGAUCUUGA